AUGGCAUGUGGAAAGAGCUUCAGUGAAAGUGGAAAACUUAGAAUACACCAACGAACUCACACAGGGGAGAAACCUUUUAAAUGUACUGUAUGUGGAAAGAGCUUCAGUGAUAGUGGAUCACUUAGAAUACACCAACGAACUCACACAGGGGAAAAGCCAUAUAAAUGUAUUGAAUGUGGAAAGAGCUACAGUCAAAAUGGAUACCUUAGAAUACAUCAACGAAUUCACACGGGGGAGAAACCAUUUAAAUGUAUUGAAUGUGGAAAGAGUUUCAGCAAAAGUGGAGUACUUAGAGUACACCAACAAACUCACACAGGGGUGAAACCAUAUAAAUGUAUUGAAUGUGGAAAGAGCUACAGUGAAAAUGGAUACCUUAGAAUACACCAACGAACUCACACAGGGGAGAAACCAUUUGAAUGUUUUGAGUGUGGAAAGAGCUUCAGUACAAGUGGAGACCUUAGAAUACACCAACGAACUCACACAGGGGGAAACCAUUUAAAUGUAUUGAAUGUGGAAAGAGUUUUAGCAUGAGCGGAGCACUUAGAGUACACCAACGAACUCACACAGGGGAGAAACCAUUUAGAUGUAUUGAAUGUGGAAAGAGCUUCAGUACAAGCAGAGCACUUAGAAUACACCAACGAACUCACACAGGGAGAAACCAUUUGAAUGUUUUGAGUGUGGAAAGAGCUUCAGUACAAGUGGAGACCUUAGAAUACACCAACGAACUCACACAGGGGAGAAACCAUUUAAAUGUAUUGAAUGUGGAAAGAGUUUUAGCAUAACCGGAGCACUUAGAGUACACCAACGAACUCACACAGGGGAGAAACCAUUUAGAUGUUUUGAAUGUGGAAAGAGUUUUAGCAUAAGCGGAGCACUUAGAGUACACCAACGAACUCACACAGGGGAGAAACCAUUUAAAUGUAUUGAAUGUGGAAAGAGCUUCAGUACAAGUGGGAAACUUAGAAUUCACCAACGAACUCAUACAGGGGAGAAAUCAUUUAAAUGUAUUGAAUGUGGAAAGAGUUUUAGCAUAAGCGGAGCACUUAGAAUACACCAAAGAACUCACACAGGGAAGAAACCGUUUCAGUGUAUGGAAUGUGGAAAGAGCUUCAGUCAAAGUGGAUAUCUUAGAAGACACCAACAAACUCACACAGGGGAGAAACCAUUUGAAUGUUUUGAGUGUGGAAAGAGCUUCAGUACAAGUGGAGACCUUAGAAUACACCAACAAAUUCACACAGGGGAGAAACCAUUUAAAUGUAUUGAAUGUGGAAAGAGCUUCAGUACAAGUUCGAAACUUAGAAGACACCAACGAAGUCACACGAGGGAGAAACCAUUUCAAUGUAUGGAAUGUGGAAAGAGCUUCAGUGAAAGUGGACAUCUUAGAAUACACCAACGAACUCACACAGGGGAAAAACCAUUUAAAUGUAUUGAAUGUGGAAAGAGCUUCAUUGAUAGUGGAUCAUUUAGAAGACACCAACGAACGCACACAGGGGAGAAACCAUUUAAAUGUAUUGAAUGUGGAAAGAGCUACAGUCAAAGUGGAGCACUUAGAAGACAUCAACGAACUCACACAGGGGAAAAAUCACAGAUACUUUAA
Molecule: messenger RNA, 1597 nt
Organism: Podarcis lilfordi (Lilford's wall lizard)
Lineage: Eukaryota; Metazoa; Chordata; Lepidosauria; Squamata; Lacertidae
Source: the annotation of a GenBank genome assembly